This is a messenger RNA of Puccinia graminis f. sp. tritici CRL 75-36-700-3, 678 nucleotides long. RefSeq lists its product as uncharacterized. The record is from RefSeq and is a predicted model, not a curated record. Bases 1 to 336 code for a protein of 111 amino acids. The transcript has a single exon. Lineage: Eukaryota; Fungi; Basidiomycota; Pucciniomycetes; Pucciniales; Pucciniaceae.
AUGCUUUCUCCACAGAACCUCAAGCUGCCGAAAAUCUACUCCUCAACCAUCACCCAAACAUCAACUUCCUAUCCUCAGCCACACCAAUCCCAUCAUUUCCAAAGACCGUCUCACUCAGCUCCCUCAAACAAGCCCAACGACAGUCUGAGCUCCACUUCCUAUCGAACUUCAUCAACCCACAACAGAACUCAAGUCCAUCCAUCAAAUCAGCUCAACAACAACAACCAGAAGAACAACCAGAAGAACCAGAACAGCAAGACGAUCAACCUAACAACCAACUGGCUGCUUCUACCCUCAGAUUCAUCGACCAGCCAUCGGCCGAUCAAUCCUCAAUGAUCGCCUUACCAUACCCGAAUCCUGACCUAUCAACCAUCACCAGUCAUAAUACUCUCAUCGACUCAGACAGUCAACCCAAUCCAACACCAGCACGCCGGAUCUCUGCCCUACCAAGUCGCGCGCAAACUCCUUUCAAAUUAUUCAAGCCUCAGCCAUCCCCCUUAGCAGCUCAAUCGACCCAACAGUUCGAGAACCAACAUUUCCAAUCACCCACCUCUCAGCACAUCCGCUCUCCUCUCACUAAUAAAUCAACCAACAGAUCAUCCUUAGCUAAUGCGCUUUCCUCCCCCAAAGAUGCAAAGAGCUCUUCUCAUCCAGAAGCAGCCACCUCUCCUCCUAGGG